AUGGAUUAUCCGCUGUUUGCGCUAUCGGCGAUCCACCGAUCCGUCGAUCCCCCGAUCCACUUCCCCGCAGACUCCUCUGCAACACUUGCCUUGUUCAAUUACCAAAACAUGACAGAUUCACUUCCAGACGCUGUGCACGAGUCAAUUACUCAUACCCGGUCAUUCACAGGAUGUGCCACAUGUCGAAGCCGACAUGUGAAAUGCGACGAAGGACGCCCAGAAUGUUCAAUGUGUCAAUAUCUUGGCCUGGACUGUGGGGGAUACGAGAAAGAUAUCUUCUUUGACUUCGAGAGCUCACCUCGCAAUCUUGGGGUGCGGUUUCGCCGACCAUUAUUCUCAGUAAAGGAAAGAGAACGGAUGAGUCAAUGGCUUGUCUCGAGUGCUCCCCCAAAGACAACUCUUCGGAUUAUAUCCCACAUUGAUGAGGAAUGCGAACGAACGACUAUCUCGGAUGAUGUCGAGAUACACCAAGGGCCAUUCGGGGCGUUUAGAUUGAACCAAGAUCGAGACAUCCUGCCUUACAAACCAGCCGUGAACGACCGUGAACAGACACAUUCCAGUUCGCCGGAAGAUGUGAUCCCACUCAGGGAUCCUUACUUGGCCUCGUCAGAUAUGCCUCUAUCGCCUUGGUCACAAGCCUUGUUGCACUUCACUUUAGAUGGACAAGAGAAUGUUCCCAGUCCGCCUCCCCCGGGAUAUUUAGAUGCCGUGAUGGAUCAGGAUUCCCUGGAAGACAAUUCAGCAGCCCAUGAAUAUUUACCCACAUCAUACUUUCUAGAUCAAGCUCACAAUCAUUUCACAUCACCGACCGCUUUGACUUCUAUGGGUACCACGAAAGCCGUACCCCAAGAUGCCGUGUUUCUUCUCAAGCACUAUGCUUCGGCUGUGAUUAGCCUGAUGACUCCCCUGCGACACUCCAAAACCCCCCUGGCAUGUUCUUUUCAUACCUCACGUUAA
Penicillium mononematosum is the source of this 957-nucleotide messenger RNA. Its product is annotated as Zn(II)2Cys6 transcription factor domain-containing protein. NCBI's taxonomy places the organism in Eukaryota, Fungi, Ascomycota, Eurotiomycetes, Eurotiales, Aspergillaceae. The transcript is spliced from 3 exons. Gene Ontology annotation, cellular component: nucleus. Gene Ontology annotation, biological process: positive regulation of transcription by RNA polymerase II. The record is from RefSeq and is a predicted model, not a curated record. Gene Ontology annotation, molecular function: transcription cis-regulatory region binding; zinc ion binding; DNA-binding transcription factor activity, RNA polymerase II-specific. The coding region runs from base 1 to 957 and encodes 318 amino acids.